AUGGUCAGGCGCUGUAUUGUAGGAGGCUGUAGCAACACUACCAGGGACGGAAUUAGUCUUCAUAAGUUUCCUUCUAAUAUAUUAACAAGGAAACAGUGGAUACCGGAGGUGAAGAAGACCAGAGCAAAUUGGAAAAAGCCUAGUGCGUUUUCUGAAGUCUGCAGUGAUCACUUUUCUGAGGACUGCUUUGAGAGCAUAGCAGACAAACUGGGAUUAAGAAUGAAACGUAUUCUUAAGCCAAAUGCUAUUCCUACAAUUUUCAAAAGUCGUCCCUACAAUAAGACAAAGUCUAGAAUUUCUACAGCACUUCAGAAAAGGGAGAGAGCAAGAACAAUCCUGAUAUUGUCCAACAGACCUGCGAAACUAAUCUUGAUUAUAGUGAUUGCUGUACAAAGUGCUUAUCACGACGAAGAGUCAUCGAUAGAGGUCGACAGUGGUUCAGAGAACUUAGAGCCUGAUUCUACUCUCAAGGUUGAUGUCUCAAUUCAAGCAGAACCAAUAAGAAAAAGGAAUUUGAAAUGUCAAGUGAGAGAAUUAAAAAAGAAAUGUGAAAACACCUGUAAGCGAAUAGAAAAUGGAGUUCAGUGUAAUCUACUUGAACCUUCACAAUCUGGCACAAUUUUAGAAGAAAUGUUUUUGAAGACAUGGAAUAUGAAACAGAUGGUGAAAGUGAUGCAUCUACUUGUAUAUCUGAAGCUGAUUUCUCCUUUGAAGAUGAUGGCAAUAUGUGAGUAUAGAUAUUAG
Molecule: messenger RNA, 744 nt
Organism: Amphimedon queenslandica
Lineage: Eukaryota; Metazoa; Porifera; Demospongiae; Haplosclerida; Niphatidae
Product: THAP domain-containing protein 6-like
Exons: 4
Coding region: 1-744 (247 amino acids)
Molecular function (GO): sequence-specific DNA binding
Source: RefSeq, a predicted model, not a curated record